Molecule: messenger RNA, 7453 nt
Organism: Apis cerana (Asiatic honeybee)
Lineage: Eukaryota; Metazoa; Arthropoda; Insecta; Hymenoptera; Apidae
Gene: NfI
Product: Nuclear factor I
Biological process (GO): regulation of transcription by RNA polymerase II
Cellular component (GO): nucleus
Molecular function (GO): DNA-binding transcription factor activity, RNA polymerase II-specific; RNA polymerase II cis-regulatory region sequence-specific DNA binding
Source: RefSeq, a predicted model, not a curated record
UCAUAUAAUCUUUGGCACUAUAGCUAUUCCAUUUCGAAUAAUAAAUUAUCGAAGUAAUUUUAUUCUUCAUUACAUUAAUUCUCUUUAUACAAUCGUUUGAAAAUUUUGAUUCCGAGUCUCCAAACACAAACACCGCAAAGGGUUCAUUUCUCCUCCAUCUUCUUCAUCUCCAACCCAAAAACCUCAUCCAUAAACGCAACCUUUCUCCUCUCUCCCUCCUCUCCGAUUCUCCCUUUCUAUUUAUCAGCUCGCGCUCUAAUUCUUUUUUCUUCUAUCCUCCUCCUCUCUCCCAUCCCCCCUCCCAUAGCAAAAUCAGCUGUUCCCUCUCCUUCUCUAUCUCCCCACCUCUUUCUCUCCACGAUCUCUAUCCAACCAAGGGCACUCCUCCUCGUCGCUGGUCGCCUCUCCCCACCCCUGGGCGUCCGGCCGCGUCCGGACGCGUCGAGGCGUCCUCGCGGCGCGUCGCGGCGCGCUCCCGCGGCGGGCUUGCGCCCGAGCCGUCGCUUUUUACGCCGACGCCGACGCCGACGCAGCGCCGGUGGCUCGGAGUCGGCGUAGUCUGGGGCCUGGCGUCCUCCCGUACGGGAAGAGAAGCUACUGGGAGAGCCGAGAGAGAGAGGAUCGCCCGUGUCCGUGUGUGUGUGCACGUCGUCCUCCUCGUCCGUGAUCCUCGUUGUCGCGCUCCUCGGUCCACGCUCGAACAGAGGGAGAGGAUUCUUCUUUUCUUCCUCGUACUUUUCUAAAAAAACUUGUGUCCGAUUAAAAGAAAGAAAGAAAGAAAAAAAAAUUAACGAUAUUAUCGAAAAUAUAUAUACACAUAUAUAUAUAUAUAAAGCUGGAUCGUUACGGAAAUAUAUAUCGUAGAAUCAAAUUCGCAACCCCUCGAGGGAGAUGGAAUAAGAGAGGAAUCGGAGGAGAGAGGAAGAAACGAGAGGAAGAGUGAGAGGAGGAGGAGAGAGACGUUCCGUAAGGGUUAGAGCCGGCCUGUUCGCGAACGGCGAAGGAAGGGGGGAGGGGGGAGAGCGGCGCGAGAAAGGUAGGGAAAGCGAAGAGGAAUAGGGGGGGGAAAGAAGCGAGAGGAGUUAAACGAAGGAAGGAAAGGAAGAAAGAAAGAAAGAAAGAAAGAAAGGAAGACGAGGCUUCGCGAAGGAAGAAAGAAAGAAAGAGGGAAGGGAGAGGAUAUCGUAGUGGCGGACGAGUGAGGAGGAUAAAAAGAGUGGGCGGGUGGGGGGAACGGGCGGAAGGGGGGAUAGAGGGAUAGAAGGACAGCUCGAGUGAGCGAGAGCGAGAGAGAUAGGACGAGCGAGCCCCGUGUCUUGCGUGCCACGAGAGAGUAUACAGAGAGGGCCUAAAGUCGAGAGUUAGGAGUUGUGGCUCGCGUGGUUAGAUAGGAUGCGUGUGCCUGGGUGCGGUGUUCCACCACCACCCGACAGCCGACGGUUCAGCGACAACAGCCAGACAACAAGCGACAACGCAAACUGCAACCGCUGCGACAACAACAACAACAACAACAAUAAUAAUAAUAAUAAUAACAACGAAAACAUCGGUUCUUCGUUACAAGAUAAAGAGUAUCGCUCGAGUAGAAGCAGUCGCUUGAUCGCGCGCGAUCAACGGAGGUUGAAAGAAACGCCUGGUGGUUGCCUCGAGCACCACGGUGCCGGGUGUCUGAACGCGGACACGGCUCGUUCCAGCCGAUUUCCGGCCCGGAGAUCGAGGGAGAGACAACCGUUCGCCCCUGGUUUCUCCAACCUUCCUUCAAAGAGGGACUCGAGGAUAUCUUGGAGUCUUCGGUCGAGGGAUAAUACGUUGACCGUUGCUCCUUGGCUCGGCGGAGAGUGGAAUACAAUUGUUGUUGUGUAGUCGGGGAAGAGGGAAGCAGGUCCGUACCACGUAUUAUCCGCCGGAGAGCGGGUGGCCGACCAGCUGGAGCACCGUCCCACGGCGGCGUUCGUCGGCGUCGCGCGGCGUCGGGACGACGCUACUGGCGAGCACAGGCUCGCUGGAGGAGCGCAGCCGGCUUCAGCCUGUACCGCGGCCGACGUCUCAGCUACUCAUGUUCAUCCCGGAUACACUGAGGAGCUGCAUGGUGGAACCGGAUGUCUCGACUUACCUGCAGGCCCCUUCCGUAGGACAGGAUGAGUUCCAUCCAUUCAUUGAGGCCCUUCUACCAUUCGUGAAGUCUUUCUCGUACACGUGGUUCAACCUACAAGCCGCCAAGAGGCGUUACUACAAGAAGCACGAAAAACGGAUGAGUCUCGAAGAGGAACGGCAGUGCAAGGAGGAGCUUCAGAACGAGAAGCUGGAGGUGAAACAGAAAUGGGCCUCGCGGCUUUUGGGCAAGUUGCGAAAGGAUAUCACGCAGGAGUACAGAGAGGACUUCGUGCUGAGCAUAACGGGGAAGAGGCCGGCCAUGUGCGUCCUUAGUAAUCCUGAUCAGAAGGGUAAAAUGCGCCGUAUCGACUGCCUGCGUCAAGCCGAUAAGGUAUGGAGGUUGGACCUAGUAAUGGUGAUCCUCUUCAAGGCAAUUCCGUUGGAGUCGACGGACGGGGAACGGCUGGAGAAGACUGCGGAAUGCGCUCAGCCGGGCCUCUGCGUCAACCCCUAUCACAUCAACGUCUCCGUCCGGGAACUCGAUCUCUACCUCGCCAAUUUUAUCACCAGCCACGAGGUCCUAAACGGUAUCUGCAACGCGAGCAAGGAGGAAGAGAGGCGGCGAAAAGGUGCAGGCUACCACGAACUAUAUAACGGUGUUGUCUGCAAUGACACGAUUCUAGCGACAGGUGUCUUCAGCUCGAAGGAGCUUUGGAUGCUUUCAAAAGCGUCCAUACUGCAUGACCUCAGCGACAUGCAGCCUCAAAUAAACGCGAUCAAAAUAGAGCACCCGCCGUACUACUGCAGCAGCUACACCCCUCCGUCCGCAGCCACGGCCGCGGAUCAUGCUCAGCCAGCGGCUAGCUUCAGCCCGCCACCGGUGCAUCAGCUCAUAAGGAACGACAAGACUGAAAAGCCUCCGACGGUAUCCGUGUCGAGCGCGCCGACAUUCUCGCCGGUGCUCAGGCCCGAGGAUGGUCACCGUGGAAUGGACUCGCCGCACUCGCAGACGGGAUUGCACUCUCCCCACGAAGGACUGGCCGGUGGCUCCGGUCAAGCCAUGUCCGGCCUCGCCUACUACCAGCCGGAGCACCCUGCCUCCACGGGGGUGGUCAAGUACCCCGAGAACGGUCACGACACCCUGUCGGAUUUCGUGACGUUCGUCUGCCAGGAGGCCGAGAAUACCCAGCAACUGCCCCAGGCGCAGCUAGCCGGACCCCGGACUGGCAUACAAAAGUUCUCACAGUAUUAUCCGAGCUCGAUGCUGCCCCCGCCUCCCCCUGCCCCGAUGGCGAGGCCCGUCGCCAUUAUAAGGUCGACGGGAGAGCUGACGGCGGCGAGCUCGAACUCGCCCCCCACCUCUUCCACCUCGCCCACGGACCCGGCCGAGCUGGCGUCCAAUCAGGAGCAAAUGGCCGCCGCGGCGGCGGUGGGACUGGUCAGUUCCGGUUGCCAGAGCUCCGUGGAUCCUGCCGGAAGGAAGAGCCCAGCGAGGAUCCUCGUCACGGCGCCCCACACAAGCCGGGAGUAUACUUUUGCUCACUUUCACUCUCAACCUGGACAGCAAAUAUUCACGUAUCCUACAAUCAGCUCGAUGUCGGGAGUGAUCUCCCCAACUAACCUAUCCCUGUUCUCGUCCCCCGUCUCGGUGACGAGGCCUGUAGCCACGCAGAGAUCCGUUUCGAACGUGCCGCCGCGUUGGAACACGGCGCCGUUCAUCAAUCUCGAGGACGAUUACAACAUGAUCGCUCCUAUCAUCACGGGGACAGCCAGCGAGCCUCCCUCCACCAUGGACGAAGACCGAUACUUCCAUCCAGUGCACACGAGCAGCGUGGUGGACAAGAGCGGGGCAGGUAACUUGAUGGGGACGGAUCUGGGCGUGGCCACCGAUCCGACCUCGCACCACCAUCAACAAGCCCAACAGCAGCAGCAACAGCAGCAGCAACAACAACAACAACAACCUCAACCUCAACAGCCGCCUCAACAAGCUGGCCAACAGCAGCAGCAGCAGCAGCAACAAGUGAUGCAGGACAAGAGCGGAAGACCCAAGUCUCCCCCGUGACACUGGAGGCUUAGAGCGGAAAGCGUGGAGAAGCUCGCGUGUUCCACGGGGUCGUUACUCACCGGCGCGUACGAUAAUUAUUACCCUGAGCCGGAGGGGAAUCGUCAUGAUUCCUCGUGUCGUGUUCAGCUUCGCGAUCUAAGCCUGCGGAGAAUCGAGUGCCUGAGAGUCUGAUCGUAGUUUAAGGGGGGUGAGGGCAGCGUCGAGGGGAGGAUCCCGCUUCCGGUUCCUCCUCGAAAGGGGAGGGCCGAACCUUGCCGAGCGAUUGCCAAGGGAUUCACAGGGGGGCGACUUGUUUCUUCUUCACUCCUCUCCUAGGUGAUGGUCGGUGCCUUUCCUCGUGAUCAUCUUUCUUCUCGCUUAUCUUUUCUUUCCUCUCUUCUUGUCUCGUUGUUAAAAAUUGAUUUUUAAAAGCGAUAUUAAAAAAAAAAGGAAAUAGGAAACUUUAAAAUUUUAUUAAACCCUUUGGAUAAGGAUUGGAAGAUUUUUUUUAAUUUUUUACGUCGAAAGAAAAAGAAGGAAAGGUUCCGUCCUCCGAGGAGGGGUUCAGCGUUUCGGUCAAUUAUUACUUUCGCCCCACCGGAAGCGUCCUUCUCCUCUCUCGACGCGCUGUUAAUUUCUGAAUCUUUCUCUCCCUCUCUCUUUCUCUCUCUAUCUCUCUAUCUCUGUCUCUCUCUGUCUCUAUCUCUAUCUCUGUCUCUUUCUUUUUCUCUCUCUCUCUUUCUCUCUUUCUCUGUUGAGUGUCCUCGACGGACGUGAGUAAGGACCCCUCAUCUCGUCUCCUAAUUAAGAAAUCUCGUCUCCCGAUCAUCGCCCCGAUCGGUCCGCUUCGACCGAUGAUAAAUAAUAAUAAUAUUAAUAAUAAUAAUAAUAAUAAUAAUAAUAAUAAUAAUAAUAAUAAUAAUAAUAAUAAUAAUAAUCCGUAGACAAUUUAAAUUUCGAAUGAAGAAACGAAGAGAAAGCGAUGAGAAAAGAGCGCGAACGAGAAAAGAGGAAAGGAGGAAGGAAAAAAAAAAAAAAGUACCGAAGUGUGUGUGUACAGUUUCCCACGCGAUUUUAAAAUAAAAACCGACCGUUUCUGUUUACAUCAUCAUCCGCCAAUUUCGAGACCCCUUCUGAAACGUGUGUUUUUGUACAUACACGCUCGUGGUAUUUCGUGGGAUUAAAUAAGUGGGAACGUGUAGGUCUAGUCUACGAGAGGGGAGAAGAAAAAGGAAGAAAAAGGAAAAAAAGACGAGGGAGGAGGAGAAAAAAAUAAAAAGAGGAAAAAAGAAAACGUAAUUUGAGCUGCGCUCUUCGAGAAGAGGGAUUGAACAACGAAGCGAAGAGAUUGAAAAAAGGAAUAAUAAUAAUAAUAAUAUUAAUAAUAAUAUUAAUAAUAAUAAUAAUAAUAAUAUUAAUAAUAAUAAUAUUAAUAAUAAUAUUAAUAAUAAUGAUAAUAAUAAUAAUAAUAAUAAUAAUAAUAAAUAAAAGGAAAAAAAAAAGAAGAAGAGAAAUUUCUAGUGCCAAUUUCGUAGUUUAUAAAUAUUAUAACGAAAUUAUAAUUUUCUAUUAUAUUUUUUUAUAAUAUUUAUGAAGGAACACAGACACGUAUACACGCGUACACAUGCUUGUUUAGACGACACGUAAAAAAAGUAGUCGAAAUAAAGAAAAACGGAAAGGAAAUGCUUUUCUAUUUCGAUGAUCGAGAAGUGUGAACAUUUAAAAAAAAGGAGAGGAAAAAAUGAUAGAAAAAAAAAGAAAAAAAAAAAAAGAAAAAAUACCGACGAUUAAGGAGGGAGAAAUGAGGAAGGAGAAAAAGGAGAAGAAGGGUCGAGGGGAUCCGAUCGGUCGAAUAUCGGUCAAAACGGAAGUUAACCGGUCCACGAACCACGGAUAAUAAUAUUAAUAAUAAUAAUAAUAAUAAUAAUAAUAAAUUAUAAUAUUAAUAAUAACGAUAAUUGAUAACUUUAUAAUUGUAUCGUUAAUUAAAAAACGCCUAAUGCUCAGGCUAGUGCUAACACUAGUGAAAAGAAAAAUACAGAGGAAAAAACGAAAAUAGAGAGAACGACUAGUUGUGCGGGCUAGUCAACAGAGGCUGCUAGUUAGAAACAAAGUGAAUAAUAUUUAAUAUUGAUUAUUAUUGAUAAAUUAAGCGGUUAAUUAAAAAAAAAAAAAAAAAGAAGGAGAAGAAAAAGAGAAGAAUACGUAAUACAUACGUUAUUUCACGAUGAUUAACGAUGAUUUAAAACGAUAUAAUGGCGCGCGUGAUUAAGAGGGCGAAGAUGGAAGAAACCGAUGAAAAGAGGGAAAAGAAGAGGAGGAAGAGGAAGAGGAGGAGAAAGUCGAAGAAAGAAACCUAAAGGAAACGAGACUAUAAGAAAAAAAAAAAAAAAUAAAGAAAACGAUUUUCCGAGGAAGAGAGGACGAUGUUUCGAGAUAGUGAGAGAUCUAUAGUUAUUAACUUACUUAGGAAUUUAGUGUAACGUCGCGCAACGAGAUAACGUAACAUCGAACUUAACGACAACGAAGGUCCUAAACUAUAAUGUUGUAUAUUGUCCAAAAGUGCUUUCUCUCUCUCCGUCGACUGUACAUUGAAUUAGGGUGUCUGACGAUACGAGGCGAAUUUUUUUCUUUUUCUUUCUUUUCUUUUUCUUCUUUGAGCUCAACGCUUUCGCUGCCAAUCGCCGUUUAAAGGCUGAAAGAAACUCGAGGAAUCGUUGAAAUGUUCUUUCUUUAAUUCGAGAUAAAAUCUCGAUGAAGUUACUUACUUUUCAAAACAAAAAAAAAAACAAUUUCGAAGAUUAAUAAAAUUUGUAGAGACGUAAAAUCGAAUAUCUAUGGAAUAUAUUUUGUAUAAAAAAAAGAAGAAGAAGAAGAAGAAAAAGAAGAAAAAGAAUUCUGGCAGCGUAAGAGUUGGAAAGCAAACACGAGGGGCGAUCUGUCUUAUUAUAGCGAUUCCCAAGGAACCCCUUAAAUAAUGAUGCGCUUAAUAUACUCGCUAGAUGACCAGAUAGCUUUUCGAGGUGGUUCUUCCUGGGUUUUGUUUCGCGAGAACCCCUUCCGUUUUUUUUUCUCUCUUUCUCUCUUCGAGUGAGGUUGAAAGGGUGUCCUUGCCCAUUAGCGACGGCUGGAUCCAACGAUCGUGGAACUCGAUUGACUCGCGCCCCAUUGCGAAAGAAAAUGGAAGGGAAGGGAAAAGAAAGAGAAAGAAAAUUCUAUGUUGCGGCGAGCGGUUGCUUUUUAAUUUUGAAUUCGAAUUUGAUUUGGUUCCCAAGCGUUUUAUUUUGAAAAAUAAGAUGGCGAUCGUUCAAAGCCCAA